AUGAGGCCUUGGUUAAAAAAUAAAUAAUAAAACAUUAGCGAAGAGUAAAAUGUUGAUUAAGUUAAAAAUAUUUUAGAUUUAGUUUAGCUUAUUCAGUAAGAAAGGAAUAGCAAUUAAAAAAGUAGAUAAUCAUUGAGAGGAGAGUUUUUGUUUGAAAAAAUUUAGGAAUUAGAAACCAAACUUAAAGAAUUAUAAAAUGAUAAAAUAUAAUAGAAUAUAGCAGACCAUUUUGCAUCUUACAUUUCAUACUUAAUUAACCUUUAUGUGAAUGUUAAAGGUGAGUUGCUUGAUUAGCAAUUUUUAUAGAAAAUAGUACAACUAAAAAUGAAAAUUUAAUGGAAAAGCAAUAAGUUUUUUACCAUAGUAGAUGAUAAAAAUGAGUUUUUAGUUUUCUAAAAUAAAGUAGAAGCAGAUGAAACAAAUAUUAAGGUUGUUAUUAAAGAUAGCACUUAGAAAGUUAGUUUUAGUCUAGGUCCAUUAAACAUAGAAGCUUUAAUUUAAGAUGAAAUGAAAACUGAUUUGGAAAUUCAUAGAUUACUUGAAAAGAAGGUUAGCAUAAACUCAAGUAUCUACAGUUUAUAUGAAGCUUUCGAUGUAAAGCAAUCUUAAAAAUAUUAUUUGGCAGUAGUUCCAUUUGAUAAUUAACAACUUUCACCUAUAAAUUCAAUAACUAAUUUUCUUUAUCAUAUUUAUCUUUCUGAUAAAUAUGCAGAAAAUAUUUCUCCUAUAUCUAAAAACAUAGUUAAAAUAAAUGACAAGAAUUAUGGUACAAAGCUAGUAUUCCUUAUUCAAAAACCAUAAUGUACAUUAUUUGAUUUAAUUAAAGAAAGAUCAAUAAAUAAGUAAUAUUUUUCCUAAGGCUCAAUGAAAAAAAUAUUUACAUAGCUAGUAGAAUUAUUGUAUGAAAUUCAAAAUGAACUUAAUAUCAGUAUAAAUGAUUUAACUGUUGAUAACAUAGGAUAUUAUAAGAACUCAGAUAGCUAUAAAAUAUUGUCUUUAGAUAUUUUAACUAACAAAGAAACAGAAUUAGUAGGUAAAAUACAUUCACUCCCAAAAGAAUUUUAUAGCCAGUACACUUAGAAUGAAGCAAACAAGUUUAAUAGUUAUAAUUAUUCAAUGUUUUAACUAGCAUAAAGUCUUUUAUAGGUUUAUAAUUUGAAUGCAAAAUAAUACGAAAUUAGUGAGUUAGAUGAUCUGGUUAAAUAGCUCGAAGAAAAAGAAAAAUCAAAUCAACUUGAUGAUUUCCUAAAGAUUAUCUACUAUUUAUUCAAAUAUGACAAAGAUAAAGUAAAAGAAUAGCUAUCUGAAUUAAAAAAAAACAAAUAGGAGGAAAUAGAAUAAUAAAAAUAAGAUUAAAAUAAAGACGAAGUAACAGACUCGGAACUUUCUAAAAAAAUAGUUGAAAAAAUAAAAAAGAAAAAGAAACCUUUAACUCUCUAAGAAACUUUAAAUAUUGCAAUUGGAUAUUACGAAAUAAGUGACAAAAAUAGAUCAAUUAAAGCUUACAGGGAGUUUAUAUAAAAAUCUUAAGACCAUAGUUCUGCAACUGAAGUUAAUUAAUUGCAAGUUUAAAAAGAUAUCAUUUUUGCUACUAAGGAGAUAUCUUAAAUUUAUUUAAGCUUAGAUGAUCUUAAUGAAGCAAUCACCAAUAUAAGAUAGGCAGCAUAAUUGUGUUAAUAGUACCAGUUAGUUGAAGAUUUGAAAUUUGUAUCAUAUGAUUGGAAUGGAAUUGGAGCUAAGCUUUAAUAAAAAGGUUUAUUGAAAGAGCAAAUUAAUUUGCAUAAAGAAAUUUUAUCAAUUCUUGAAUAAAAUCUUAAUAACAAAGAUGAUUCUUCUAUUUCAUAUACACUAAGUAUGUUGGGAGAGGCAUACAAAAAUGUUGGUGAAAUUGGGUUAGCAAAAUAAAGCAUUGAAAGAUCGUAUGAAAUAGAUAAAAAAUUGUAUGGAAAUAACAGCUUGCAGAUUGCUAUAUCUCUACAUGAAGUUGGUACUAUUUAAUUGUUGAAAGGCAUGUUUACAGAAGCUAUUUGUAAUCUUGAAAAAUCUUUAGAGAUUAAAAAAUAAAAAUUAAAAUAAUCAGACCCAGACAUUGCAAGAGGAUUAAACAACUUAGCAGAAGCCUAUAGGGGUUUGGGAAACAAUAAAAAAGCUUUAGAAUUAUUUGAAUAAGCUUUAACUAUUUUCAAUGAAGCAAAAUUAACAGAAUCUUAAGAGGUUUCACCAACUUUGAACAAUAUUGGUAUUAUUUUGUAUUAGUAAGGCAGCUAUGAAAAAGGAAUUGAAUUUUUGGAAAAAGCCUUGAAAAUAGAAUAAAAAGUGUUAGGAGAAAACCACUAAAAUAAUGCAUAAACUAUGUUUAACAUGAUGAUUAUGCUUCAGAAAAUAAACAAAAUAGAAGAAGCAGUAUAAUACGGGUCUUAAGCUUACAGAAUAUUUUUAAAUAUUUAUCCUGCAGGGCAUCCAACUUUAGUUUAAUGCAAUCAAGUUUUAACAUUUUUGUCAUCAAAAUUAAAAAAUAAUUGA
Tetrahymena thermophila SB210 is the source of this 2523-nucleotide messenger RNA. Its product is annotated as tetratricopeptide repeat protein. The record is from RefSeq and is a predicted model, not a curated record. The transcript has 7 exons. NCBI's taxonomy places the organism in Eukaryota, Ciliophora, Oligohymenophorea, Hymenostomatida, Tetrahymenidae. Gene Ontology annotation, molecular function: protein binding.